AUGGCCGACGCUGUAACUGAAAACCAGCAGGAAGCUCAACAAAAGGUUUGCGAUAUUACGACUUCUUUUUUUUUCCAAAAUUCCGAAGUAUUUGUUCAAUAAACUAGAAAAAAAUUUGCGCCUAGGGUGUUCAGCACAGGUUAUAUACUUAAUUGUAGUUUUUGAGAAACGGGAGAAUUUGUGAUAAUUUUUUUAGUGGAUGAGGUGGGACAAGUUUUGGUGAAAGUGUCCUUUGCUCCUGAAUAUUAUAUCUGAAAAUAAUCUUUAAGCCUGCGGACACCGUCGAAACUAUGGACACUGCCGGUCCUGAACAAGCCCCUUCUCACACAGAAACUGCGCAAGAAGUUUGUUUUUUUUUCCGAUGGAGCUAACGCUCUGAAUCCUUUUUGUAGUUUUAGCAAUUUAUUAACAGAUCAGAAUAUGAUAAAAGAUUAUCUCAACUUUCCCACGCCCACAGAUAAUGCGUGGAUUAUUCGCUGUAUGAUUUCAUAUGAACUAGCCGUCGGAAAAGCUUAAUCACAUGCGUAGUACGGAGAAAGUUCUCCCUAUAUACUUCAUAAAUUCAUCUGUAGCUAUGGUACCAUGGGCAUAUUCUCAAUCUUAUUUUGACUUCGUAUGUUUUUUUUUAUUAUUGAAAGGAGGUUUUUAUAAUAAUGUUUUUCUAAUUCAAUUUCUAAUCUUUAGUAAUUCAUCGAAGUGUUUUUGAUAAAAGACAAAAUAUACAUCAAGUACAGAAUUUAUUAAGUUGCUUUGAAAAAGAGCUCUUUUUGUGCCGAAGAUUAUUCGAGUUUCUGAGACAGUUUUGACUCGUUGGUCCUACGCGUGGGCCAUUAAAAGAUCCGAUAAAAAUAGAAAGGGAUCUUCAUGAGAACCGCGGGGGCGCUAUUUCAAUUUUUUUUUAUUUUUCACUCAAAGUGGAUUUUUAGCCUCAUACUGAUAACGCCGUGGAGAAUCACGCUCCAGCGCAGCCACAGGCUCCGGUCCCUCCCAGCGCGCCGGCUGCAAGAAAUCUUCAGUCGAUUCCGACCAGACAGUACCUCGACCAAACGAUUGUUCCGAUUCUGCUUCAGGUUCUUGUUUAAUUGGAAGCUUUUUGAUUUUGCUUUUUUUUUCAGGGCUUGGGAGCUCUCGCCAAAGAACGUCCUGAGAAUCCAGUCGAUUUCCUGGCCAAGUUUCUUCUCAGGGAGAAGGACCGUUAUACCAUUCAACCCAACUCUGAAAACUGA
Molecule: messenger RNA, 1226 nt
Organism: Caenorhabditis auriculariae
Lineage: Eukaryota; Metazoa; Nematoda; Chromadorea; Rhabditida; Rhabditidae
Source: the annotation of a GenBank genome assembly